UUUUGUCCCAUUUCGUUAGUCAGUACCCAUCUCCUCCUUCCUUCCCCACCACCACCACCACCAUCGUAUUCCCUCUCUUCCACCAUCCCGCCAUCAACUACCACCACCUGGUACUUGACGAAAACAAAAGAAAUUUUCAUCUCUGCAAACUGUUUUGUUUCUCGGAAAAUCAUCUGUUUUCUCAACCUCGAUUGGAAGAUCGUGAAAGAAACCCUUCGUCACCCCCGGACCAUACUCCCAGGUUUAUGUGCUUUUCAAGUUAGUAUUUAGCCAACUAGUGAAGAUAAAUGGAGAUCAGUGUUGUGUGUGUGCCCUUUUGGGGUGUGGUAUCUAGUCUGAGGUAGUGAAAUGGAAAAGCAAAAAGUAGAUGAGAAUGAGCCAGUGCCAGUUCCGGCAGUGAGAGUGGACAGAUUUGGAUUUGUAAAGCAAGACCAUAGUAAUUCUCCGGAAGGUUUAUCCAGGACUAGAUCAGCUUUUGAGUACGAGAGGGAGGAAAGAAGAAAUAGAAAAUGGAGAAAAAUGAUUGGGGUUGGAGGGAGUGAUUGGAAGCACUACGUAAGAAGGAAACCUCAUGUUGUCAAACGGCGCAUAAGAAAAGGAAUUCCUGAUUGUCUGAGGGGUCUUGUUUGGCAGUUAAUCUCUGGAAGUCGUGAUCUCUUGCUGAUGAACCCCGGGGUUUAUGAGCAACUAGUAAUAUACGAGACAUCCGCUUCAGAAUUGGAUAUAAUUCGAGAUAUAUCCCGUACCUUCCCUUCACAUGUUUUCUUCCAGCAGAGACAUGGACCUGGUCAAAGGUCUCUCUACAACGUUCUGAAGGCAUAUUCUGUGUAUGAUCGGGAUGUUGGCUAUGUUCAGGGGAUGGGAUUUGUAGCUGGCCUUUUGCUUCUCUAUAUGAGUGAAGAAGAUGCAUUUUGGUUGUUAGUUGCAUUACUGAAAGGAGCUGUCCAUGCCCCCAUGGAAGGUUUAUAUUUGGUGGGGCUGCCACUAGUACAGCAGUAUCUUUUUCAGUUUGAAAGUUUAGUAAGAGAGCACUUGCCUAAGGUCGGAGAGCAUUUUACCCAAGAAAUGAUAAAUCCUAGCAUGUAUGCAAGCCAGUGGUUCAUAACUGUUUUCUCAUACUCUUUCCCGUUCCAUUUGGCUCUCAGAAUUUGGGAUGUCUUUCUUCAUGAGGGUGUUAAAAUCGUGUUUAAAGUUGGUUUGGCCCUAUUGAAAUAUUGCCAUGACGAAUUAGUAAAAUUACCCUUUGAGAAACUCAUACAUGCUCUGCGUAAUUUCCCUGAAGAUGCGAUGAACCCGGAUACCCUCUUACCCAUGGCCUACUCAAUCAAGGUAUCAAAGCGUUUGGAGGAAUUGAGGCUCGAAUACGAAAAGAAAAACGGGAAACAAGCAGAACCCGGUGGGAGGGCGAAACAGCAGUCGCCUGAAACACAUUAAAGCAAGGUACCCUUCACAGUUGAGAAGAGCUAAGCCAACUAUUCGAUACUUGUACGCUGAUUUUUCUAUCCUUUUGAUCGUACAAACAAUAUUAUUUGUGAGACUGGAUUCGUCAACAGUUUCGUUCCUUGUGAUGCAUUUCAUUGCCUCUUCUGUGGAAAACAGUUUGUUGUCUUUGGCUACGACCUUGAAACUGAUGGUUUAUAGUGGUUUCACCUAUCCCGCUUCCCAGGAGUUAAGUUUUUCAUUUUCCAUAACAUCACAAGGUGAAAACAAAACAAAUCUUUUCUGAGAAACGUUUUCUGGCUAAGCAGACGGGAGUGUUGGUAAGAUUUACAUGUGAAAUCUUGUGCAGGAUAAGGUGGCCUUGUGGCAAAGUGGCAUCUGCUCAGUUCUGAUAAGAAGUUGGACCACUGAAGAAAGGAAUUGAGCAGAGGUGUUUGUUGUCCAUAAAACUUAACAAAUCACAAUAACAACCUCAACUUAAGGUUGGGUUGUACACCAGGUUAACCGCUAUCCCUUGGCUUAGUGGUAAGGCUCUGGGCUUAUGAGUUUGCUCUUUUUUAAGUUUCAAGUUUGAAAUAUGUUGGAUGCUAUAGACACUUUCGAGACCAAUUCAUACGGGGAUGCUGACUUGAACACUUUGAAUUAUUCGUCAGAGGUGACUUGUAAGUCGUCUUUUUUUUUUUUUUGAUCCAGACUUGUUAGUCGUUUGUUAUGGUCUUAUAUAAUACUCCACUAGAUUGUAAAAGCAGUUUCAUAACAUCCAUAAUCUAUUGAAUUAUUCUGGACA
Rhododendron vialii is the source of this 2227-nucleotide messenger RNA. RefSeq lists its product as uncharacterized. Bases 349 to 1434 code for a protein of 361 amino acids. The transcript has 9 exons. The record is from RefSeq and is a predicted model, not a curated record. NCBI's taxonomy places the organism in Eukaryota, Viridiplantae, Streptophyta, Magnoliopsida, Ericales, Ericaceae.